Nanorana parkeri is the source of this 2206-nucleotide messenger RNA. It is a transcript of the gene ZIC3, whose product is annotated as Zic family member 3. The transcript has 3 exons. The record is from RefSeq and is a predicted model, not a curated record. Gene Ontology annotation, cellular component: nucleus. Gene Ontology annotation, biological process: central nervous system development; regulation of transcription by RNA polymerase II. Gene Ontology annotation, molecular function: RNA polymerase II cis-regulatory region sequence-specific DNA binding; DNA-binding transcription factor activity, RNA polymerase II-specific. Lineage: Eukaryota; Metazoa; Chordata; Amphibia; Anura; Dicroglossidae. Bases 178 to 1503 code for a protein of 441 amino acids.
AGUGAUUGACUUUAUCAGUCCAAGGACAUUACUCUGUUGGAGAGGGUGAACUGUUUCCUGGAUUUCUACAAGCAAAAGGAAUAAAAGCAAAACUUAUUUUUUUUUCUUAUCAGUGCUUCUGCAUGAACUGCAUUUUGUGUUGACCAUUCAGAAAGUCUGCAUUGCUCAGGCUUAUUGAUGACGAUGCUUCUAGAUGGAGGACCUCAAUUUCCCACCCUGGGAGUUGGAGGGUUUGGGACAUCUCGCCAUCAUGAAAUGUCCAACCGAGAUGCUGGCAUGGGGCUUAAUCCAUUUGCUGAACCUCCACAUGCUGCGGCUUUCAAGCUCAGUCCAGCCAGUCAUGAUCUUUCCUCAAGCCAGAGCUCAGCUUUUACCCCGCAGGCAUCUGGAUAUGCCAAUGCGCUCGGGCACCAUGCUGGGCAGGUGCCAUCUUAUGGAGGUGCUGCUUUUAACUCUACUAGAGAUUUUCUUUUUAGAAAUCGGAAUUCUGGAAUUGGAGAUGCUGCCUCACCAGGGGGUCAGCAUGGACUUUUUGCCAGCCACGGACCCCCUGGAAUCACCGAUACCCCAGGACACCUGAUAUUUCCUGGACUCCAUGAACAAAGCUCCAGCCACACUUCACCCAAUGGACAUGUGGUAAAUGGACAAAUGCAUUUAGGUCUUAGAGGAGACAUUUUUGGACGUCCAGAUCCUUACAGAACUGUGCCCAGUCCCAGGACAGAUCAUUACGCUGCUGCCCAGUUCCACAACUACAACCACAUGAAUAUGGGCAUGAAUGUGGCAGCUCAUCAUGGCCCAGGGGCAUUUUUUAGAUAUAUGAGGCAACCUAUCAAACAAGAAUUAUCAUGUAAGUGGCUAGAGGAAUCACCAAUGAACCGACCGCAGAAAAGCUGCGACAGGACAUUCAGCAGCAUGCAUGAGCUGGUUACACAUAUGACAAUGGAACAUGUUGGGGGACCAGAACAAAAUAAUCACAUUUGCUACUGGGAGGAAUGUCCUAGGGGAGGAAAAUCCUUUAAAGCAAAGUACAAACUGGUUAAUCACAUAAGGGUUCACACUGGAGAAAAACCUUUUCCAUGUCCCUUUCCUGGAUGUGGGAAAAUCUUUGCACGAUCAGAAAAUCUAAAGAUCCACAAGAGAACUCAUACAGGUGAGAAGCCCUUCAAGUGUGAGUUUGAAGGAUGCGAUCGACGGUUUGCAAACAGCAGUGACAGGAAAAAGCAUAUGCAUGUGCAUACAUCAGACAAACCAUACAUCUGCAAAGUGUGUGAUAAGUCCUACACACAUCCCAGCUCUCUAAGGAAACACAUGAAGGUACACGAAUCUCAAGGGUCUGAUUCAUCGCCAGCUGCCAGCUCAGGUUAUGAAUCUGCCACCCCACCAGCAAUGGUAUCUGUCAGUAGUGAGGAAACUUCUAAAACUACUUCAGCAGUAAUUCAGACUAACAGCAACACUCACAAUCCAGGAUUACUUCCACCUAAUUUUAAUGAGUGGUACGUCUGAAACAUUUUUUUACAAAGGCACAAUCAUGCUCAAUAAAAGGACCAAAUCAAAUCUAGCGACCAAGCUGGUUGUUGUUCCAGGAUGGAGAUGACGUUUAUGACACAAACAACAGUAUAGGGCUUUGUUUUGUAAUCUGAAUUUACCCUGGAAGUUUUGUUUUAUUCCUAAAGAAGGCUGUGGACUAAUUUUGUCCUAUUCUCAGGAUCUGAAAACAUAUUUUGGCAUUUACAUUCCUUAUCUCUUACUUUUCUUUCAUUUUAACAUUACAUUUUUAUUUUCGUAAACAAACUAUAGAAAGGUUUUUAAAUGGUGUAUUUAACAGAUAAAAGAAAAUCUUUACACCUUUAUGGUGAUUGUUAAAAUCUCACAUUCUUAAACAGUGCCAAAGUCUUGUUAUGUCUUGAACUUUCUCAAAGCAUUACACUUGUGAAUGUAUUCCUUGUCUGAUAGGGUCAAAGCUGUUGUUGGGUAUAUUUUCAGGAUGGGACUUGUGUUCAUUCACAGAUUGUGACCAGUUAGUAUACAGUUGCCUUUUGUAAGAACUUUUGUAAAUAUAUCCAUGAUGCCAUAUUUAUCGUUUGUAAUUUAAUUAUUGAUACAAGUGCCGGGAACUGAACAAUAUUUAUGAAAAAAAGUUUUCUAACAAAACUCUGUAUAGCUUUUGGUUAUAACUGCUUUAGCAUUAAAAUUUAUUGUUUUAAGA